Messenger RNA from Salvelinus fontinalis (brook trout), 1366 nucleotides. Its product is annotated as phospholipase A2 inhibitor and Ly6/PLAUR domain-containing protein-like. The transcript is spliced from 6 exons. Lineage: Eukaryota; Metazoa; Chordata; Actinopteri; Salmoniformes; Salmonidae. Bases 151 to 774 code for a protein of 207 amino acids. The record is from RefSeq and is a predicted model, not a curated record.
CAAUAAGUGGAAAUCUCAAGAGGCCUGGCGUUUACAUCAGUGAGAACCGUUUCACAAGGGUACUCUGCGUCACUCACCUCUACUCACAUUUGAGUUCUUGAACAGAACCACGUCCAUCUUCCAGUUUUUUUUACUGCAUAGCUAUCCGAGAUGGAGCUAAUCCUGACAAUCUUCUUCACCUUCGCACUGUUCUACACAGACACACUACAGUGCUACACUUGUGAGUCUGAUGAGUGCAACGGAACAACGUUAGAGAUGUGUUCUGGAGGAGAAGUGUGUUCCACUAUGACAACAGUAUUUGGUCAUUUAGGCACCAGAGUCUCUAAGGCAUGCACAACGAGAGAGGAAACCUGUGUAUUCAUGGAUGCAACAACAAACAUAUCAAUCAGUGGUGGAUAUUCACACACCUCCAACAGCAUGUACUGCUGCAGCACGGACGGCUGUAACAAGAAUACUCUCCCAGUGCUCAGUGACAAGCCCAAUAAACUACAAUGUUACACCUGCAAGAGUAAAGAGGAUCAAGUCUGCAACACAAUUGUACAAUGUGUUGGAGUUGAAGACCACUGCUUCAAACAUACAGUGCCCGCUGGUGAUGGAAGUAAUGAUGGACGACACCUGGGCUGUGCCUCCGCUGAUGUAUGCCGCUGGCCCGAGACAGCCCCCUCUACGUCUAACUUCAACUGCUGUGAAGGGAGUCUGUGUAACAAAGCCAUGGGGAUGGGACUGAGCUCUCUCCCUCUUCUGCUGGGACUCCUCAUCCUCUCACUGGUCUAGUUAGUGGGAGGAUUCAUGUCAUCCCAACCGUUAAGAGUGAUAUGUGUCCACAAGAUCAGGAAAUGUUGGAGGUGAAUUUGUUAGUAGGAAUUAGGAAGGAUGAUGAUUUGUAUAAUGCUUUUAAAAUAAAUAGUAAAAAGUAGACCGUUUUAAUAUCUUUAAUUUGGCACUCUACUCUGUAGUGGGAUAUGAUUUUCAUGGAACGUCUGGGGGUCUCGGUCAGCCUCACCUCAGGUUUUCACCCCGAGAGUAACGAGCAGGUGGAGAGAGUCAACCAGGAUGUGGGUAGGUUUCUACGGUCAUAUUGCCAGGACCUGCCGGGGGAGUGUGCGGCGUUCAUCCCCUGGGCAGAGAUGGCCCAAAACUCACUCCGCCACUCCUCCACUAACCUCUCUCCUUUCCAGUGCAUACUGGGGUAUCAGCCGGUUCUGGCACCGUGGCAUCAGAGCCAGAUCGAAGCUCCUGCGGUGGACGAAUGGUUCAAGCGCUCGGAGGAGACCUGGGACGCCGCCCAUGUGCACCUACAACGGUCCGUGAGGCAGCAAAAAGAGGGCGCUGACCGCCACCGCAGCGAGGCCCCGGUGUUCGCACC